This is a messenger RNA of Diaporthe amygdali, 969 nucleotides long. RefSeq lists its product as uncharacterized. The record is from RefSeq and is a predicted model, not a curated record. Gene Ontology annotation, biological process: carboxylic acid metabolic process. The coding region runs from base 1 to 969 and encodes 322 amino acids. The transcript has a single exon. Gene Ontology annotation, molecular function: catalytic activity. Lineage: Eukaryota; Fungi; Ascomycota; Sordariomycetes; Diaporthales; Diaporthaceae.
AUGGCUUCAAUGGAUAAAGUAUUCGCUAGCUAUCAGCAGAGAAAGAAUCUACUCGAAACGGAGACCAGUCCCUUUUCAAAAGGUAUCGCAUGGAUCGAUGGAGAACUCGCACCUCUGUCCGAAGCCAGGAUACCGCUCAUGGACCAGGGCUUCCUGCACAGCGACCUCACUUAUGAUGUACCUUCUGUCUGGGAUGGUCGCUUUUUUCGCCUGGACGAUCACAUCACUCGCCUAGAAACGAGUUGCACAAAGCUACGGCUAAAGCUGCCUUUGCCUCGGGAGGAAGUCAAGAGCACCCUCAUCGACAUGGUAGCCAAGAGCGGCAUCAAGGACGCCUUUGUGGAGCUUAUCGUGACCCGCGGCCUCAAGGGUGUACGGGGCUCACAGGCCGAAGAUCUCUCGAACAAGUUAUACAUGUUCAUCAUGCCGUUUAUCUGGGUCAUGGAGCCUGAAAUGCAAUCCAAUGGCGGCAGUGCAGUCAUUGCACGGACUGUACGACGGGUACCUCCCGGGGCAAUUGAUCCAACUGUCAAGAACCUCCAAUGGGGUGACUUGACACGAGCCAUGUUCGAGGCGGCAGACCGAGGGGCAACACAUCCUUUCCUCACGGACGGAGAUGGCAACCUCACUGAGGGGUCUGGCUUUAAUAUCUGCCUUAUCAAGGACGGCACGCUUUACACACCCGACCGAGGUGUUCUGGAGGGUGUUACUCGCAAGAGCGUAUUCGACACUGCUAAGGUCCUCGGCCUCCCUGUCCGUAAAGAGGUUGUCCCGGUUGAGAUGGCUUAUCAGUGCGACGAAAUAUUCAUGUGCACCACUGCAGGAGGUAUCAUGCCGAUUACAACACUCGACGGCCAGCCCGUGAAGAAUGGAAAAGUUGGACCUAUUACGAAGAAGAUCUGGGAUGCCUAUUGGGCUAUGCAUUAUGAUUCCAACUAUAGCUUCGAGAUCGACUAUAGUGUUGUUUGA